AGAUGCGGAGAAUGCUGAGAGAAUGUUUCUUUAAGACCCAUUACCUCCCGAUCCGGCUGAGGGGGAGUCUGUGUGGUAAGGUGGCGGAUCGUCUCUCCCUGCCUGCCUGCGCCCUCCGCGCCUCCGCCUCCCGCCUUACAUGUGGGGGGGGAAAUAACGCGAAGGCUACUUUCGGAGAGCGGCGCUCACACCGAAAUGGAUGGAUAAGGGGUUUCUAAAAACAUUUUUUAUUUAUUUUUWAAUUCCAGCAUCAAACAUGGACACUCCAGACUCCCCGCGAUGACUGUGGUAAGGAUGCAACUUCACACCGCCCCAUCGCAACCCAGUUUCUGUUGACAAGAGGGAAAAAAACGGASAGGAGAUGCAGAAACGGCGCAGAAGAGAAAUGUGCACGUACUGGUGAAAUGCAUUGACUCCGCGGAAGGCAGGCGGUUCGGUCUGUGCAUGUAUGUGCGUGUUGGAGGGAGUCUCGGCUCGCAUCAGACCAACUGUGCAACGCUCGCUGCUUUUGUCCGCGUCAGGGAUUGACAGCUCUUCCUGCUGGUGCUGUGAGGAGCUCUGCCGUGUGGAAACCAUUUAAAGCGACCGGCCCACCUUUAUCCCUUCCUGGUCCUUAACCCUUUCCCUCCCAUGUCCCUGGCCAACCCUGGAUACCCCCCGGAAGGGCAUCGCUGCGUUAUCUGCCUCUUCCGCAUGAACACUCGGAUCAUUUCCCAUGUAGGUCAGGACUUUGUGAUGAAAGACUAGUAAGCAAGGAGAGCAAACACAACAGCAAUAAACUCAAGAAGAAGUGGAUGUAGAGACAACCAAAGGGAUGCUAUUUUUGGAAGAUGUAAAGAUUUAUAUUUUAUACAUCUUUUAGUACGAGCAAAUAAAAAAACCAAGAGAGUUUGCACGUACAAUCCCCCCGUUAGGUUUCUUCAAUAACUCCACUCACACGCCGUGGUCUCAUGAUGAUGUGCGAGGUGAUGCCCACCAUAUCUGAGGAUGGGCGCAGCAGCAGCGGCGGAGGCCCCACCUCGCCGCCCGGGGCCGGGGUGGGCGGGGGCCCCGCCGGAGCCAUGGGCGGAGGGGGAUUCAGCAGCAGGGAGCCCAGGGGGGACGAAGGAGGCAGCACGGGGAACCUGGAGUCUCUGAUGGUCAACAUGCUGACGGAGAGGGAGAGGCUGCUGGAGAACCUGAGGGAGACGCAGGAGAGCCUGGGCACGGCACAGCUCCGCCUCCGCGAGCUCGGCCACGAGAAGGAGUCGCUCCAGAGGCAGCUAUCCAUCGCUCUGCCCCAGGAGUUCGCCGUGUUGACUAAGGAGCUGAACGUUUGCCGGGAGCAGCUUCUGGAGAGGGAGGAGGAAAUUGCUGAGCUCAAGGCGGAGAGAAACAACACACGUCUGCUGCUGGAGCACCUGGAGUGUCUGGUGUCCCGCCACGAGCGCAGCCUGAGGAUGACGGUGGUGAAGAGGCAAGCCCAGUCCCCUGCAGGCGUGUCCAGCGAGGUGGAAGUCCUCAAGGCUCUCAAAUCCCUGUUCGAGCACCACAAAGCCUUGGACGAGAAGGUUCGAGAGCGGCUCCGUGUGGCCCUUGAGAGGGUGUCCRUGUUAGAAGAUCAGCUCGCAGCGUCUUCUCAAGAGGUAAUCUCUUUAAGAGACCAAAUUAAAAGACGUCAACAAGGGGUGGACGGCGGGAAAGAUCGGCUCCCCAACGGCCCCUCGUCUGGGCUGGAGGACGGGGAGCUGGAGAGGCAGCGGGAAGGGGAGAUAGAGAGGCAGAAAGCCGAGCUGUCCCAGCUGAGGGAGAGGCUGGCCCUCAUGUGCCGACAGGUUGGAGAAAUAGAGGAACAGCUUGCGGCCGCCAGGAGGGAGGUGACGAAGACGGAGGAGGCCAAUCAGAAGCUCCAAAGGGAAGUGAAGGAGGCUCUCUGCCAAAGAGAAGACAUGGAAGAGAGAAUUACAACGCUAGAGCGAAGGUACCUGAGUGCCCAGAGGGAGGCGACGUCUCUCCAUGACAUCAAAGACAAGCUGGAGAACGAGCUGGCCAGCAAGGAGUCCCUGUACAGACAAAGUGAGGAGAAGAACCGGCAGCUGCAGGAGCGUCUGGAUGAGGCCAAGCAGAAGCUGCAGCAGACGCUGCAGAGGGCCGAGACGCUGCCGGAGAUCGAGGCGCAGCUCGCUCAGAGAGUCGCUGCUCUCAAUAAGGCAGAGGAGCGCCACGGAAACUUUGAGGAGCGACUACGGCAAAUGGAAGCCCAGCUUGAAGAGAAAAACCAAGAACUACAACGGGCCAGGCAGCGGGAGAAGAUGAACGACGAACACAACAAACGGCUCUCGGAUACGGUGGAUAAACUUCUGUCUGAGUCCAACGAGAGGCUUCAGCUGCACCUCAAAGAGAGGAUGGCUGCGCUGGAGGAGAAGAACGCGCUCUCUGAGGAGCUGGCCAACAUGAAGAAGAUCCAAGACGACCUUCUCGCUAACAAGGAUCAGCUCCUGGCUGAGCUGGAGCGAGUCCAACUGGAGCUGGAUCAGCUGAGAGGCAGACCCGGCUCCUCCUACUCCAGGGCGGGCAGCGUCAGCUCACUUCCCUCCACCCUUUUUCGAAGAUCUCUUCCAGGGAGCGCCUCCGAGCUGCGGUACCCUCAGGGCGGGGGCUCGCUCCCGGCCGGCUACGGCAACUCCUCCAGUGGGGUGGUGGUCAGGCGGGCCCACCGCGGCCGCUGGGGGCCUCCCAGGGACGACGGUGGCAAGUAUGGAGACUGGGACAGCGGCAACAUGCUGCCCCCCGGGUUUGAGGGCGGCGUUGAAGGCGGCUGCUCUGAUGAUGAAGAGGACAGAGAGACUCUGUUUGGGUCUGAGCUUCUGUCUCCCAGCGGACAGACGGACGUCCAGACGCUGGCCAUCAUGCUGCAGGAGCAGCUGGAGGCCAUAAAUAAGGAGAUCAAGCUGAUUCAGGAAGAGAAGGAGAGCACGGAGCUGCGGGCCGAGGAGAUCGAGAGCCGGGUCAGCAGCGUGGCUCUCGAUGCCUCGCCUCUCCCUCCGUCCUCACUGGGGGGUCGGGACAGCGUGGGACGGGGCUACAUGACCCCGUCCAUCACGUCCUCCACCCUGGCGUCGCCGUCGCCUCCCAGUUCUGGUCAUUCCACCCCCCGCCUGCCCCACUCACCUGCCAGGGAGACCGAAAGACAGAACAGCAAAGAGGGUGAGGAAUGCCGAGCGCUGGCCCUGAUCGACUCCACCCCUCCGCCCGUCCCCCGAGCCCUGCGCUUGGACCGGAUGACUCACACACACCCGGGAGCCGGCCUGGACGACCACCGCGAGUUCCGCAGUCUUUCUGCUGACGGCGCCACCACAGCGAGCCAGGACUCCCUUCACAAAGCCAGCAAAAAGAAAAGCAUCAAGUCGUCCAUCGGGCGUCUGUUUGGCAAGAAGGAGAAGGGGAGAAUCGGCACGCCUGGGAGGGAAUCUGCCUCUCUGGCCUCCACUCCGUCGGAUGACCUUGGCUCGGCCGACCCACUGGGCCUGGCGAAACUCGGGACGGGAACGGUGGAGAAGGAUCGCCGCAGCAAAAAGAAACAUGACUUGCUGGAGGAAGCCUGUCGUCAGGGUCUUCCUUUCGCCUCCUGGGACGGCCCCACUGUCGUCACCUGGCUGGAGCUGUGGGUCGGGAUGCCUGCGUGGUACGUGGCAGCGUGCCGCGCCAACGUGAAGAGCGGCGCCAUCAUGGCCAACCUGUCGGACACCGAGAUCCAGAGGGAGAUCGGCAUCAGCAACCCCCUGCACAGGCUAAAGCUUCGCCUGGCCAUCCAGGAAAUGGUUUCCCUCACGAGUCCGUCGGCUCCGGCGAGCACGCGCUCCUCAACCAGUAAUAUCUGGAUGACGCAUGCUGAGAUGGAGUCUCUCGCUGCUGCCACCAAACCAGAGCAGAAGGAGUUCAGCUGGGAUCAGAUUCUGGCCCAUGGAGACAUGAACCAUGAGUGGGUUGGAAACGAGUGGCUGCCCAGCCUCGGUCUCCCCCAGUAUCGCUCCUACUUCAUGGAGUCACUGGUGGACGCCCGCAUGCUGGACCACCUCACCAAGAAGGAACUGAGAGGCCAGCUGAAGAUGGUGGACAGUUUCCACAGGGUGAGUCUUCACUAUGGGAUCAUGUGCUUGAAGCGCCUGAACUACGACAGGAAAGAGCUGGAGAGGAGGAGGGAAGAAAGUCAGCACCAGAACACAGAUGUGAUGGUCUGGUCCAACGAGCGCGUGAUGUGCUGGGUUCAGUCGAUCGGUCUGAAGGAGUUUGCAGACAACCUUUUGGAGAGCGGGGUGCACGGGGCCCUCCUGGCACUCGACGACACGUUUGAUUACACGGACUUGGCACUUCUUCUCCAGAUACCAAAUCAGAACACACAGGCGAGGCAGCUCCUGGAGAAGGAGUACAACGCUCUGAUCUCCAUGGGAACAGAAAGGAGGCCUGAUGAGGACGGCACCAAAACGUUCACACGCUCCCCGUCUUGGAGGAAGAUGUUCCGGGAGAAGGAUCUCCGCGGCGUCACGUCCGACUCCUCCGAGACGUUACCUGCCAACUUCCGUGCCUCCGCCAUCUCGACGCCCUCCGUCACGUUGAGGAAAGUCCAGAGCGAAGCUAACUCCGGUCCCAGAGGAGAGUCGGGUUCUGUGAGAACGUACUCCUGCUAAAGAUAAGCACACCAGAACCCACUUCUACUCCAACCUAAAGAAACCCCCCCACAUUUUUUAAGAAAAAAAUACCGAAGAGCAAAAGCAAAAACGGACGACCGACAUCGUGUCCCGAAAUAAUCAAAGACAGUGUGUGAAUGAUUUCUGAAAAGAUGACGAAAUAACGAGCGAAUGUCCAUUUACCCAUCAGUUUCUCCCUCUUUCUCUCUCUCUCUCUUUUUCUAUCUCUUCCUCUCCAUAGUUGUGGCAUGAUGAUGAUGAUGUUUGAAUCUGUAGAAAGUGGUCUGUAGAAAGUGACCAUCGCCUGUCGUGAAUUCAUCUUCUUUUUCUGAGCGUGAGACGGCAAUAUUGACACAACGAAUUUACGAUUUAAGAAAUGCAUUCCUGUUCAGAUCGAGUGAAACGGUCGAUAUAUUUUCAGAUGAUCUGAGUCUGAAAGGAGAAGACACUCCGGCGGAUAACUGACGUGUGUGUGUGUGCGUGUGUGUGCGUGUGUGUGUGCGCGUGUUCUGAAGCCAUAGAGGAACUGAGAUGCACAAAUGUGAACAGGACCAAUGACGAGAGAGUUGGGAAAAGUGCUUUAUGAGAAACUCCUGAUCCAACCAGGACUUAAAAAAUAAACAAACAGUUUAGAUAGGGAGCAUUUGUGUUAAUAUGCAUGCCAAAAUCUGUCAUUUCAGAGUGAACUUCAUGAUAUCAGUCAUCUAAAGAUGUGGACGCUCGGGUCAGGACUUUGUAAAACGUGUGUGUUUUAUUUUUAUCAUUUUUAUGAUAACUGCUAUUGUAUGUAUGUAUGUACAGUUCGUAUGUGUGUGUGUAUUAAACCGUACGUUCAUUUCAUACUCAGUUUUAAGGCUGACUGUAAUUUCAUUUUGCGGUUGAUAAAAAGGAAAUAUGUUUUAAACUAUGGACAUUUAAGAUAUGCUACUUGUAUGUGUACAUUUUGGAGAAGAAAAAAAAACACAUUGUGUUAUGAUUUAAUUUCAUAUUACUGGAGAGUAGUGACAUAAUAUGAUGACAAUAAUGAAAAUGAUUGUAAAAGCUGUAAUUAAAAAAACAAACCUGUAA
Poecilia reticulata (guppy) is the source of this 5735-nucleotide messenger RNA. Its product is annotated as liprin-alpha-3-like. The record is from RefSeq and is a predicted model, not a curated record. Gene Ontology annotation, biological process: synapse organization. Gene Ontology annotation, molecular function: protein binding. Lineage: Eukaryota; Metazoa; Chordata; Actinopteri; Cyprinodontiformes; Poeciliidae. Gene Ontology annotation, cellular component: presynaptic active zone.